CAGAUCUUCAUUGGCUCAGCUGAUGCAGUUGCGACUUGUUGCAUUGAUAGUGUGUUGAUUAUAUUUUUGGCUGUAUUUUUAGAUAGAAAGUGAAGAUGAAUGCAUGAAUAGAACAAAAAAAAAUUCUUAGGAUGCUAGUAGUAAUCAAAGCUGAUAUGUUUAUUGUGACACAUGCAUUCGUUUAGAAAAACAGUGGUGCUGCUUUGGUGGAUAGUUAUGUAAAUUCAUUGAGCGCUACGUUCUUAUACCGAGACUAAAUUUGAUGGAAAAUAUAAGAAUAGAUUGUCGUGAGUGAUACUGUAAAAUCUGUAUGGUAGCAAAUAUCCAGCAUGACUUGGGAUUGUUGGCAGAAAGAGUUCUAUCCGAAUGAUCCACAUCGUAAUCAUCAAUGGACUGGUGGACUAGGCGCUCUAUCAGAGAAAGGUUCUCAACAAAUGUACAAUCUUGGGAAGAAUCUAAGACCUCGCUACUACCGUUUGCUGCCUCCGAACGGUCUGUAUUCUAAGGAUAACAUGUACGUUGAAAGCAGCUACGCUGAACGAUGCAUCAUGAGCGCUCAAAGUUUCAUGGCUGGCUUCUUACCUCCUUUGGAAAACACCAACCCGCUCCCUAUCCCGUGGCAACCGGCAGCGAUCAAUACAAUCCCUAGGGAUCGGGAUACGCUUUUGGCUCAGAAAAAACCUUGCCCACGGUACGAACAAUCACUUCAACGCUUGAUGAGCUACCCACCGAAGGACAUCCGAGAUUUGAAUGAGAAGAAUGCAGCGCUCUACAGGACAUUGACACAAUCAACAGGACAGAACAUUAGUACAAUCUUGGAUGUGGAAUUACUUUACAACACUUUGGAAAUCGAAAAGAACGCCGGCCUUGAACUUCCGGAUUGGACCGAAAAUAUAUUUCCAGAUAAAAUGCUACCAUUGGCAGAGCGAAGUUUAGCACUUUUUACGGAGACCCCUUUUAUGAAAAAGAUUAAAGGAGGGGCAAUCAUCAGUGAAUUGCUGGAUAACAUGAUUAGAAAGCGAUCGGGAAUCUUGAUGCCGGAACGAUCGAUCUUUAUCUAUUCGGCGCACGAUGUCACGUUAGUCAAUCUUAUGCGUACAAUGAACAUCAUUGACCAGACCAGCGGCAAACCAGACUUCUCCGCUACGAUCGUAUUUGAACUGCAUCAUAGCAUCACAUUUGAUGAUGAUUUCGAAGUGAAAAUUGUAUUCUUCUUUAACAGCGAGGAUAAAUACCCGAAAGAGAUCAAAAUACCGAAUUGCGAACACCCCUGCUCGCUUACCAAGUUCAGUCAAUUGAUGGAAACGGUUCGGCUUAAAAGCUAUGAAGAACUGUGUGCAAUUGUUUGAUAAUGGUUUAUUAUUAUUAUUAUUAUUAUUAUUAUUAUUAUUAUUGUUAUUUGUUUUUGUUUUUUUGCUAAGAGUGUAGUGAUUCCAAAUGAUCUGACUUGUUACCACUUCAAUUGAACUUAAUAAGAUAAUCUCAGUGUGGCCAGCAAAAUUUAUGGUGUUAAAAGAUUAAUAGAGUAUUUGUACUCUUACUAAGAAUAUAGGCUCCUAUCUUCAUCCUACUCAAAACAAAGGAACUGUUUUGUUUCUUAUUAUUUUGUUCUUCUUAUUAAAUAACGGAAUCAAUCGGUGCCAUAGUCGCUUUGUUUUCUAGUAGGAUGAAUUUGGGAGCGCUAGAUUACUAAGUGAACGGUGACCCAACAUUGAACUUAUUUGUUAUAAAAAAUACACCCAAAUGGGAAAAUAAAACGUUUUCAAUCUGAAGUUGAAUAUGCAUUCAUUAAUCAAACAUUAUAUUGCGGAUUUUCCCCGUAAUAGACUCACACGCGGAAAAUUUUGUCCCACCAAAAUAUUCACACACCGCUUUUCCCUUAGAUUAGGUUUUGUCACUGCUAACGAAAACAACAUUGAACGCACGCUCUCGGUUGGUGCAAUGAAUACAUGGUUCGUUCAGCUGCUAACUGCCAUGCAAACUGACGUGUGAGUGUUUAUUUUUUCUCUUCGAAGAUUUGCUCCAAUGUCUUUUUUUUUUAAUUUUUAUUUAUGUGUAUUUUAACUUAAAUGCUAAUUCUACACUCUGCUCCAAUGUCUAUCAACAAAUAAAAAAUGCCAUGGCAGGCAAAAAAAGCACUGUGGAAUUGCUCAAAGAACACUAAGUUGAAGCGAAGCAGGCCAAGUUACAGUUGAGACGCAGAGCCAUAAAGAAGGAGAAACAUCUUCCUCAUAGCAAAUAUACCAAUAUUCCAUGGUCUAAAACGUCCGAAAACCGUUUGAUACCUUUUGAAAUGCUGAAACCUCCUAAACCGCCCUGAAAUGCCUCAGAAAUGCCUUGAGACGCAUCGAAACACCCAGGAUUUUUUUUAUUUAAACGUUUAUUUUAGGCUCAUGCGCCAUCAAGCAUAACGGAGCCGAAUUCAGUUAUUUUUUUUACAAUUUCAUGUUUUGACUUAUAAUUUAUAUUAGUUUUGGGGAACCGAAAAACUCACGGUUUGGUCGAGGUUAGGGGGAACAAAAAUAUUUGAGGAAAGGAUAGGGUGAUGGGGCUUUUCGUUGACACGUAACAGCAUGGUGUGGCGUAUUGCUGCUGGCCAAACGUAGAGUGGACAAACAACCUGUAUAACGAUACAAACAGACGAUUUUCGAAGGGACACGAAGUGGACAAUCGGAGCAACAAGACUGGCAUACAUUGGCGGAGCCAGUAUUUUAUUUUUUCUUGCUCACUCUCCUAAACAUGCACGAGAGGGAGAGCGAUGGAAGAGGAGGCAGCUUGCCCCCUUUUUCAUCCCGCUCUUUCUCUCGCAUGUUUAGGGGAGUGAGUAAGAAAAAAGAAAAAGCUGGCUCCGCGAAUGCUGGCAUAUCAAACAAAGAGACGAGGUGGACAAGUGGAACAACAAGACGGGGAUAUCAAACGAAGACUUCAUCUUGCUUCAAGAAGUCGUACAUAAGCUUCAUGUACUCAAGAUCUAGUUUACUCAACACAUCUCUGAUGUCUUCCUUUUCUGGUUUCCCUCGGGCCCUGAGGGAUGCACAUAAAUCGGAUCUGGUAAUACCGUACUCGGGGCAUUCCCACACAACAUGGUUGAUAUCUUGAUAGCCUACACCGCAGCUACACCGAAUGCUAUCUGUGUGUAAAGGAAUAGGGCACUGCAUGAAAUUCUCUCCUUCUAUUUUACUCUUACAGAAAUUUUGUAAACAACAAGGCCAAGAAACGUCAAAAUCCCAUACAAAAUCAAAACAGUGCAGUGCCCUAUAACAUCAAUAAUAAAAUCUCAAUUUUUGACCUAAGUUACCAAGCGAAUAACUGCACGAUGUCAAAAUUUUGAUUAUUAUCGAACUUUCAUGUACCUCGGAUUUUUCUUCAUAGAAUGUUAGAAUUUCGGCUAUAAUUUACAAAUGCAAAAUUUGAAAAUAUUCUAUCGGGGAAAAUUUGAUUUAGAUGAGUUUUUAGCUAUUUUCCAUACUAAAAAUCAAUAAUUACUAUUUUAGCCCAAAAAACGGCCCAUACAAAUUGUAUGGAAAAUUUUUCGCCGAUGAAAUAUUUUCUAGUUUUCCGAUUAUGAAUAUAUAGCCCAAACACUAAUCAUUUUCGAAGAAAAAUCCGAGUCACAUGAAUGUUCGAUAAUAAUCGAAAUUUUGACACCGUGAACUGUUUUCAUAAGCGUCGGAUCACCUUGCGGUCUUCGGCAAAGUUU
Messenger RNA from Aedes albopictus (Asian tiger mosquito), 3700 nucleotides. Its product is annotated as lysosomal acid phosphatase. The record is from RefSeq and is a predicted model, not a curated record. Gene Ontology annotation, molecular function: phosphatase activity. The coding region runs from base 330 to 1349 and encodes 339 amino acids. The transcript has 4 exons. Lineage: Eukaryota; Metazoa; Arthropoda; Insecta; Diptera; Culicidae. Gene Ontology annotation, biological process: dephosphorylation.